AGCUGUGUCCUAAAAAUCAUUAAUCAAGGGUUGAGUAAAGCCCUCUCCAUGCCUGCUUGUGAUAAAUCCAUGAAAACCACUGAAGAAGUGGCUCUUCAGCUCCUCUUGCUCUGCCAGUUUUGUGUUGGGAUUGUUGCCAAUGUAUUUCUCUUUGUCUAUAAUUUUCCUCCAAUCUUGAUGGGUUUUCAACAGAGACCUAGACAGGUGAUUUUAAGCCACAUAGCUGUGACAAAUGCCUUGAUUCUCUUCAUCACUACAUUUCCAAACAGCAUGAUGGCUUUUGCUCCAAGAAGUCAUCAAACUGACCUCAAGUGUAAAUUAGAAUACUUCACUCACCUGGUGUCAAGAAGCACAAACUUGUGUUCUACCUGUGUCCUGAGUAUUCAUCAGCUUGUCACUCUUGUCCCUGUUAAUAGAGGUAAAGUUAUACUCAGAGCAAGUGUUCCAAAUUUGACUAGUUAUUCUUGUUACCGUUGUUGGUUCUUCAGUGUCUUAAGUAACAUCCACAUUCCAAUUAAGGUCACUGGUCCACAGAAAACAGAAAAUAACACUGACUGUAAAAGCAAAUUGUUCUGUUCCACUUCUGGAUUCAGUGUAGGCAUUAUCUUCUUGCGGUUUUCCCAUGAUACCAUAUUCAUGAGCAUCAUGGUCUGGACCAGUGUCUCCAUGGUACUUCUCCUCCAUAGACAUAAGCACCGAAUGCAGCACAUCCUCACUACCAAUCAAGGCCACAGAGGCCAAGCUGAGACCAGAGCAACCCAUACUAUCCUGAUGUUGGUGGUCACAUUUGUUGGCUUUUAUCUUCUACAUAUUAUUUGUAUCAUUUUUUACACUUUUUAUAUAUAUUCUCAUCAAUUCCUGAGGCAUUGCAGUCAAGUUUUGAUUGCAGGUUUCCCCACUAUUUCUCCUUUAUUGUUGAUCUUCAGAGACCCUAAGGAUCCUUGUUCUGUGUUCUUCAACUGUUGAAAGCCAGAGUCACUAAAAAUGCUGAAAACAGAAGACAGCUUUGCUAAUACCAUUAAAUACUUUAUUUCAUAAAGAUGUUUUCAACAUCUUGUGUGAACAAAGGUAUGGUGCUCACUGCUGUAAUUUUAAAAGAGUAAGGUUAUAAUCAUUUGUUGAUGUGAAAGAUUUCUGGUUAGAAACAGACUGACACAGUGAGUUAUUCACCACCCUCCA
Molecule: messenger RNA, 1179 nt
Organism: Mastomys coucha (southern multimammate mouse)
Lineage: Eukaryota; Metazoa; Chordata; Mammalia; Rodentia; Muridae
Product: vomeronasal type-1 receptor 1-like
Exons: 1
Coding region: 49-966 (305 amino acids)
Biological process (GO): G protein-coupled receptor signaling pathway
Cellular component (GO): membrane
Molecular function (GO): pheromone receptor activity
Source: RefSeq, a predicted model, not a curated record